Drosophila obscura is the source of this 1693-nucleotide messenger RNA. Its product is annotated as p21-activated protein kinase-interacting protein 1-like. The transcript has 3 exons. The record is from RefSeq and is a predicted model, not a curated record. Gene Ontology annotation, molecular function: protein binding. Lineage: Eukaryota; Metazoa; Arthropoda; Insecta; Diptera; Drosophilidae. Bases 71 to 1618 code for a protein of 515 amino acids.
AAGCAACAAAAGGUUGCCACCCCGAUGCACACACGUGCUAAGAUUCGUGUCGUCCAUAAACAAAUUUAAAAUGCCGCCACAGAAAGAAGUUUCCACUGAAGAGAUGUGUCCGGACAUUGAGAUCAUUGUGGGCACCUACGAGGAGUACCUACUGGGCUACCAGAUUGUGGAGGAGGAGGUCAAAGACGAGACCAAGGUGCUGCUGAAGCAAACGUUUGCAGACAAGUCCCAUGCCGGCGCCAUCAAAUGCAUUUCGGUGCAGGGCCCUUGGGUGGCCAGCGGUGGGAGCGACGAUCGCAUAUUUGUCUACGACAUGCGCCAGCGGAAGCUAUCCCAAGUCCUGCUCUCGCACAGUGGAACCAUAAACGCUCUGUCCUUCGCCCCGGACAUGUCGCACCUCUUGUCGGGCAGCUCCGAUGGCCAAUUGAAGGCCACUCGCGUAGGUAGUUGGGCCGUUGCUGGGGACUGGAAGAAGGCGCAUGCUGGCACGCCCAUCACACACAUUAGUUGCCAUCCCAGCAGCAAAUUGUGCCUCUCCCUUGGCGGUGAUCGCAUUCUGAAUACCUGGAACUUGGUCAAAGGCCGCGUCGUCUACAGAACCAACUUAAAGAGCAAGACCACCUUGGGUGGGGCACCCGACUGUCUCUCCUGGUCUACGGAUGGCGAACACUUCACACUGACUGGUCAUCAGGUGCUCGAGAUCUGGGACAUAAAGACGGCCAAUGUGGCGAGGCGGGCAAAGACCCCAUCCAGGCCGAUAUGUGUGGCAUGGCUGGGCGAAACGGAAUGCCUGUCGGGUCUGGAGAAUGGCAGCAUCGCUUGGAUAUCCCUCACGGACGAUAAAGAGGCUGAGCCAAAGAUACUGCCUGCACAUGCGGCUCGUGUCAAGGCCGUGGCUUGUCUGAACAACACACUGGUCUCAGUGUCCAGUGCUGGCGAAAUCAAAGUGUGGCGCUGUCAACUGGAGAAACGCGAACUAACAUUCAUGGCCAGCACGAGUAUUGGCUGCCGUCCCACCAGCCUGGGUCUGGUCGAUCUCUCGCUGAUCGACAGCAGCGCUGCUCGUCCAAAACAGAGCCCUGCAGUGCCAGUCGCCACAUCGAGGCCAAGUGAAGUCGAGCCGGCCGCGGAGAUCGAUGUACCAAAAGGUUUUGUCACCAUUGAGUUUGAUGACGAUGCCAAGCCGCCGCCGCCGCCAACACCGAAGAAAGCAGCCAAAAAAGCACAGAACGCAGCCAAGAAGCCCAAAAAGGCGGAGAUUGACUUUGACGAAAAUAGCAGCGAUGGGGAGAGCGAGGCUCUCACCGACAGCGAUAGCGACAACGACAGCAACCCGGAGCCAAUACCCAAAAAAGUUACAAAAAAGCCCAGCAAAGCAAAAGGCUUUGUGAGCAUCGAGGACGAUGAAGAUGCCAAUGCGAAUACAUCCGAUGACACUGAGGCAACGCCACAGCCCAAGGCAAGGAAAUCAAAGCAAGCCAAAAAAGGAACCAAACCUAAGGCUGAGCAGAACACUGAUCAAAGCAGCAGCGGCAGUGACCGUGACAGUGCACCCAAACGCAAGCAGCCGCCCAGCCACGCCCCCGUCAAACGCAAAGUGAAAAAACAAACACGAUAGAAAUAUUGUUUAAUAUUUUGUUUUAAUUUCGUUUUAAUUUGCUCUGUUGACAAUUAAAAGUAGUGGCUUAUCAAA